GCUCCUCCCUGAAAGUUUUUUUUUUUCUUCGUUUUCCAGUGUAGUGCGUUGAUUUCAUACCAAAGUCAUACCUAACAUUCCACUUACACUGUCAAACCAGGAUAAAUAUUAUUGAAAACGAUAAUGCGCCCAAAAAUUAAGUAUCAAAAUGAGUAAGUUCCCUUCGCUUUUGUCAGGAGGGGUGACUACCAAAUAAAAAGCUGCUUGGAUCCGGACCACUUUCCUCUAAACUUGUUCUCCAGAAGAAUCAAGUGGUUAUAUACCCAAGAAUUGACAGACAGACAAAGGCAAAUUGGAGGAAUACAUAACUCGACAUUUAACGCGCUGUUUUGCUGCACCCCAUAGCCUCCCAUCACAGAUGUGCUGUGUUUCACCCAUAAGGAAUCAAAGGUCCUUUCUUCUUUAUCCUCUGACUGUGGGGCUCGGGGUCGGGCCCAGGGUGAGCCGCCACCAUUGCUUCCAACGAGUGGAAUGCCAACGGUAGCCCGGGGGAUGGGCUGGACGAGGGGAACGAUGAGCUGGACAAGGCCAUGGACGGGGACGCCGAGGGGGUGUGGAGCCCAGACAUAGAGCAAAGCUUCCAGGAGGCCCUGGCCAUCUACCCCCCCUGUGGACGGAGGAAAAUCAUCCUCUCAGACGAAGGCAAGAUGUACGGUCGCAAUGAGUUGAUAGCCAGGUACAUCAAGCUGAGGACAGGCAAAACCCGCACAAGAAAACAGGUAUCUAGUCACAUACAGGUGUUAGCACGGAAGAAAGUUCGAGAAUACCAAGCGGGUAUCAAGGUUUCUAGCCAUUUGCAAGUUCUCGCCCGGAGAAAAUCUCGCGAGAUCCAGUCAAAGCUGAAGGCCAUGAAUUUGGACCAGGCGUCUAAAGACAAGGCUCUCCAGAACAUGGCUGCUCUGUCGUCAGCUCAGAUUGUGUCGCCAAGCCUGAUCAAGAGCCAGCUGCCCCCGCUGCCCCAUUCUCCCUACCCACCGCAAGCCAGGUUUUGGCCAGGCCCUAUCCCAGGACAACCUGGCCCCUCUCAGGAGCUGGUUCUAGAGCUCAACCCGGGAAGGAUUCCUGGGCUUGGCCGCAACAGCUAUGCUAUCAAACCUUUUGCACAGUCCCCAUACCCAAACCUACCAGGCCCUGCCCCCCCACCUAUAUCAACCUAUGAACCCUUGGCACCCCCCCUCCCCCCGGCUGCUACGGCAGUACCCGUGUGGCAGGACCGGACCAUCGCCUCCUCCAAGCUGCGGAUGCUAGAGUACUCUGCUUUUAUGGAGAUGCAGAGGGACCCUGACAACUACAGCAAACACCUGUUUGUCCACAUUGGUCAGACCAACCCCUCGUACAGCGACCCUCUGCUGGAGGCAGUGGACAUCAGGCAGAUCUACGACAAGUUCCCAGAGAAGAAAGGCGGACUCAAAGAGCUUUAUGAGAAAGGCCCCCAGAAUGCCUUUUUCCUAGUCAAAUUUUGGGCGGAUCUUAACAGCAGUGGCAUGCAGGACGGUCCAGGCUCCUUCUAUGGAGUCAGCAGCCAAUACAGCAGCUCUGAGAACAUGACCAUCACCGUCUCCACCAAAGUCUGCUCAUUCGGCAAACAGGUGGUCGAGAAAGUAGAGACGGAGUACGCCCGAAUGGAAGGAGGGAAGUGUGUCUACAGGAUCCACCGCUCUCCCAUGUGCGAGUACAUGAUCAACUUCAUCCACAAGCUCAAACACCUGCCAGAAAAAUACAUGAUGAAUAGUGUUCUGGAAAACUUUACCAUCCUUCAGGUGGUGACAAACCGUGAUACUCAGGAGACCUUGCUGUGUAUAGCGUUUGUGUUUGAGGUCUCAACGAGUGAACACGGGGCACAGUACCACGUCUACAGGCUUGUCAAAGACUGACCCACCCACCGUUCUGCAGGGAGGUUUGGGAAUCGGCUUCCAAAGUACUGCGUGACACAAUCUGUACAGUACACACAGACUGCUCAACUGCCAAGAAACAUUCAAAACGACGUUAGAAUGAACUGACAUGAACAGAUUUUAUACUUCCACACAUGUUUUGGUAAAAUAGGAAAAAGGAUGAAGUCUCAACAGACAGGAAAGGCAACUUAUUAACCAUAUAUUUAAAUGUGCUAAGACAAAGUGGGUCAUAUUGGUAAUGACAAUAAAAUGUACAGUGGCUUGAGAUGUCUUCACUGAGGGAAUGAGAAGGUGUACAAGGUUAAGAGAGUUGUCUCCAAGGGAACACACUCUAAGCAAUAUGGGAAUAAGUGUAUAGAUUGGAACGGUACAGCUACAAGGACCAUCGAAGAAGAACAAACCCAAAAUAAUCAAAAAGUAGAAAUUUCCGACCGAGUGGUGUUGAUAAAUUAGAUAGGACGUUAGCUAACGUGCCUUUCUCCAAAGACAAGUAUUGAUUGAUUGCCAGCCUCUCUGGAAUGCCUUAUUUACUACCUCUUGUCUUUAAAUAAAAAACCAGACAGAUGUACAUGCAUCAAUUAAUUGGAAACUGAACAUUACUAUGCAGUUCACCCUUAUCUAGAUCCUUGAAGCACACUUCUUAUCCAGGCACAUUGUGUUACGGACAGAGAUGAAUGAAACUCUUAUUGUUUUCAAUUGAUGUGUUGUCAUGAAUGGUUACAAGUUUGGCUGCAGUCCACAUGUACAGUAAGGGGAUAGCACGAUCAGAUCAUUCAGUUUCGAAACCCUUGGCUUAUUGGGUCUAGACAACAACACAUCUAUGUGCUGUGGUGCACUUAAAAUAUCAAGAAAGGGUGAAGCAACAAAUAUGUUUAUUUUCUGCCUUUAGUUAUGAUAUUGAAAUGAACUGUUUCUGUACUGUGAGUCAGUGGAUGCUACAGGAAUGUGUUACAUAGGAGUAUUUUGGGGACGUGUUUAUAUUUGUGAUUAACUUUAACUCGGCACAGAGACUAUAGCUGUUCUCUUAGAGUGGAGGGGAUUCAACACUGUUUUCUUAAAAACAUGGCUUGAGAAUUCGCCCGAUUAGAACUUGCCAAAUUGUAACUGACCAAAUGUAAGGGUGAGUUCAACUAAUGUAAGAACUCCAGGUUUUCUUAUCCAAUCUCCCCAUUUGAGAAAUCCCAAUUGAUGUAUUUCACAUUUAGUCUGAUUGUAGGCCUACAUGAUGUAAGAGAAGUUUAUCUUUUGUAAAUGUAACCAAUAAAAACAAAAGCUAUCUCAAGAAAUUCUACUCUCAAUUUGUCAAUGCCAUCGGCCAAUGAAAAAAAGCUUUUAUGUUUCUAAAAAAAGACCUAUCCUCUCUGUGCUGUGGUGUGUGACCAUUGAUUGUUAUUUAUAUUGAAACGAAUGGUGGGAGGGCUGGGCUGGGCUAUGUGUUUAUCCUUUGCCAUGGCAAUGGAGGUGUUACAAGUAUUGCUGAGCUAAACUUUAUACUAAAGACAAGAUAACUGUCAUCCCAUGGAUCUAGAUAGGGGAUGGUCUCUGCCUUGGAUGGUUCACUGGGCUUCUGUCAGAAGAAUUCAUACAUCAGACUUUGUAUGGUGGAUUUAGUACACCAGGAUUUGAAUGUCAUACUUCAAAAGCUAGAUUUAAAAUGACUGCUUAAUCUUUACUAGCGGAUGUCUCAAUUGUACCUUUUUUUACAGGCCCUUUUUUGUUUAUUAUCAUAAUUCAUAUUUUUGUUUGUUGUUUUCUUUUUUUGACAUUCAUUGGAAGCCAUAUGCAUCCGUUGAAAACGUGUUUUUGUUGACAUUGAUGAUGAGAUGUUAUGUAUCAUAAUCUGAAUGGUGUGGGCAAGUUUUUUUUGGUUAAUAGGUGGUUUACUGUGGCCUUGGUUACCAAUUGUGCAUUGCAUUUUUGUAUGUUAUCUUCGAAGUAAGGGGGGUUGUAUUAUAUAAUCCAAUCAAAAAAUAUGUAUAAUCUAACAAUAAAAGACGCAUUGUGCCUUUGGGGCCAUUUUCCCCCAGAAAACCCAUUAAAACAUGUUUGUAAUUUGA
This is a messenger RNA of Salmo salar (Atlantic salmon), 3949 nucleotides long. Its product is annotated as transcriptional enhancer factor TEF-5. The record is from RefSeq and is a predicted model, not a curated record. Gene Ontology annotation, cellular component: transcription regulator complex. Gene Ontology annotation, biological process: embryonic organ development; hippo signaling; positive regulation of transcription by RNA polymerase II. Gene Ontology annotation, molecular function: DNA-binding transcription factor activity, RNA polymerase II-specific; RNA polymerase II cis-regulatory region sequence-specific DNA binding. NCBI's taxonomy places the organism in Eukaryota, Metazoa, Chordata, Actinopteri, Salmoniformes, Salmonidae.